This is a messenger RNA of Cyprinodon tularosa, 568 nucleotides long. Its product is annotated as 5'-AMP-activated protein kinase subunit gamma-2-like. The transcript has 4 exons. The coding region runs from base 74 to 481 and encodes 135 amino acids. NCBI's taxonomy places the organism in Eukaryota, Metazoa, Chordata, Actinopteri, Cyprinodontiformes, Cyprinodontidae. The record is from RefSeq and is a predicted model, not a curated record.
GCUGCAGGUGGAUGGAUGUUCUGGUCUCUGCGUGGGAACGUCAGAGAAUCUCAGAGCUGAAGGAGUCCACAUCAUGGCCUUCCAGGACAGAGAUCCAGCUCGGCCAGACAGAGGACGGCGCCGGAAGGGUGAGCUGCUGUAUCGCUCUGCCAGUCCCACCAGGAGUCUUUUCCACCAUUCUACGUUCAACCGUCCCCCCAGCCCCCCCGGCCCCCGCGGCCCCCUGCAGCAGGACUCCCCCCCCAAGUCUCACCGCAGGCUGAGCUUCAGCGGGAUCUUCAGGUCUGCCUCCAAAGAGUCAAACCAGCAACCCUCGCCUUCGACCCCCGUCAAACUGCUUGGACGGAACCGCAGAGAGAAAAGCCGAGGUGAGGAUGGCGUUGACUGCUGGUGGGUCUGUGGGGUUUUAGGCAGCCUGAGUUCUGAACAGGUCUCUCAAAUGGACCAGAACCUCUUUGGUUUCUGUUCUAAAGUCAAGUAGAACCUUGGAGAACCAGCAGACGUUCUAGUCGGGUUUAAAUAGGGUCAGAGUCUGCUAGAAACGGCCCCUCCCUCUGGGUGUUCCACA